AUCUCUCUCUCCUCUCUCUCUCUCUCUCUCUCUCUCGUUUCCUCGUCCCUCUCAUCUCUCUCUUUCGUUCAUUCGUGAAGAAAAAGAAAAUACUACUUGUAAAUAUAUGCAUAAAUAAACUCGAUUUGGAAAUAAAUAUUAACUGAAUUCAUUAACGCUACCGUGUGGGUUAAUCGGCGGUGGAAGUUUCCAACGAUCUCUUCCACGUUCGCUGUCUAUUACAGCUCUUCGGAGGGUCACUGGGAGCAACUUAGAUAUGCUACCAACCCUGAACAACAGUGUGCAAGCACCUGAGGGAAAUUUACAGGAUCCUUGGCAGAGUGAGCUUGAAUUAAUGCUGCAAGUUCAGCGUAAUCAACAUAUUAUUGACCGAGAAAGGGAUCUUAAUAUGUUUCGGAGUGGCAGCGCUCCACCCACAGUUGAGGGGUCACUAAAUGCAGUGGGUAGUCUCUUUACGAGCACUGACUUUGGAGAUAUUAAUGAUAUUAGUGGUGCUAGUAAUGGUAAUAACAAUGGAAUGUUGACUGAUGAUGAAAUUCGCUCACAUCCUGCGUACCUUUCAUAUUAUUAUUCACAUGAAAACAUCAAUCCAAGACUACCCCCACCAUUGUUAUCAAAGGAGGAUUGGCGUGUUACGCAAAGGUUUCAGGUUGGUGGGUCUUCAUUUGGGGGCAUUGAAGAAUUGAGGAAGAAAAAAUUGUUUGAUGAGAGUGAUAAUUCAUCUCUGUUCUCGUUGCAACCAGGACUUUCUGUACAAAAGGCAGAGAAUGACUUGUUAGAAUUGAGGAAUUCUGGUACAAGAAAUCUUUCCAGGCAGGUGUCGGCUGAGUGGGUUAACAGAGGCUCCGAUAGCUUGAUUGGGUCGUCAAGCACCGGGCUAGGUGCUAGAAGGAAGAGUUUUGCUGACAUUUUUCAGGAAGGACUUGAUCGACCUGCUACCUUAUCUGGCCAUCUUUCGCGUCCAUCAAGUUGCAAUGCUUUUGGUGAUGGUGUGGAGAAAACUAGCUUAUCUGAUCCUGACUCGGUAAGGUUAUGUAAUGGAGUUGAAUCUGUGGAACGCUUGCAUUCUGGCACCCCUCCUCCUGGUUUUGUGGGAGUUCAAAGUCAGGUUACAACUGCUUCUCAUUCUUUCCCAUCCGCUGUGGGUGCAUCACUGUCAAGGUCUACAACUCCUGAGACUCAUUUGGUUGGGAGGGCUCCUGGUUCUGGUCUUCCUCCUGUUGGGAGCCGAGUUGGAUUUGUCGAGAAGAAGAAUGCAUCUAACGUGAAUGGCCAAAACGGCCAUUCUAGUAGUAUGUCUGAUCUUACUGAUGUUGCAGCUAGAUUAUCUGGUUUAAACCUGGCCAAAGGUAGAUUUGCCGACGAAAAUAAUCAUAUGCAGUCUCAGAUUAAAUUGAAUCUGGACAAUCAGUCAGAUUUUCUGUUAAACAUGUCUAAUGGGCAUAAGCAUAAUCCACUGCAACAGCUCACAGAGAGCUCCAGUGCAGAAAAUCUCUCAUUUUCACCCAACUAUAUUAACUUAGCAAGGAAAAACGGCAUUGCACUAAAUUUUACUUCUUCUAAAGUAGGUAGUAAUAGGCAAGUUAACAUUCCUAAAAGAACUUCUUCUUCUGCCAAUCUUCGGUUGCCUGGACUUGGACAUGAGGAAGGGUCAAAUGUUCACCAUCAAAAUGAGAGAAUGGAUGUGAGUGGUCAUUUAUCUGGUGCUUAUUCUGUUCACCAGAAAGUGAAUUCGGGGGUUAAUGAUCAUCUUGAUACAGGUUCAGCUUUGACUGGUACUGGAAAUAUACAAAAUUUGAACAUGCUGGGAAAUCAAAUAGGACCUUAUGUUCAUUCUCCUGUUUUGGACCCUCAUUACAUUCAGCAAUUGCAGAGAACCCCUGGUUAUUCAAGAUGUCCCACAGCUAGUCCUAAUUACCCUUCCCAGGCGAGGGAUUAUUUUGGCACAUUGAAUGGUGACUUGGAUGGGCUUCAGAAAGCAUACCUCGAGGCAUUGCUUGCUCAACAGAAGCAACAAUAUGAGCUGUCACUAUUAGGCCAGUCUGAUGGUUUGAAUCGUGGAUACCAUGGGUAUCCAUCAUUUGGUCUUGGCAUGCCAUAUCCAAAUAACCCAAUGGCAACUUCAGUACGCCUUUCUGCUGCAUCUGGAGCCUUUCAGAAUGAACGAAUUUCUCGCUUUACAUCGAUGAUGAGAAGUUCAAUGGGAGGAUCUGUUGGGUCCUGGCACUCUGAUAUUGACAUUAAUAAUGUGGAUGGAAGAUUUGUAUCAUCCUUACUGGACGAGUUCAAGAACAACAAAACCAGGUCUUUUGAACUAUCAGAUAUUGUUGGCCAUGUUGUUGAAUUCAGUGCGGAUCAGUAUGGUAGUCGUUUUAUUCAGCAAAAAUUAGAAACUGCUUCAGUGGAAGAAAAGAACGUGAUAUUUCCUGAGAUUAUUCCUCAUGGCCGUAGUUUGAUGACUGAUGUCUUUGGAAAUUAUGUCAUUCAGAAAUUCUUUGAGCAUGGUACAGAAAGUCAAAGAACAGAGUUGGCAAGCCAGCUUAUAGGUCAUGUUUUGCCUCUAAGCCUUCAGAUGUAUGGUUGCAGAGUAAUCCAGAAGGCCUUGGAGGUGGUUGAUGUGGAUCAGCAGACUCAGAUGGUUUCAGAGCUUGAUGGUGCAGUGAUGAAAUGUGUGCGUGAUCAGAAUGGGAAUCAUGUUAUUCAGAAGUGUAUAGAGUGUGUUCCCCUGAAUCAAAUUCAGUUUAUCAUCUCGUCUUUUUAUGGGCAAGUGGUGCCACUUUCCACACACCCUUAUGGGUGCCGCGUGAUUCAGAGAGUCCUGGAACAUUGUGAUGAUUUGAAUACACAACAAAUUAUCAUGGGUGAAAUCAUGCAAUCUGUCUGCAUUCUGGCACAAGAUCAAUACGGAAAUUAUGUCAUCCAGCAUGUCCUUGAGCAUGGCAAACCACAUGAAAGAUCUGCUAUUAUAGCCAAGCUUGCAGGAAAUAUUAUAAAGAUGAGUCGGCAGAAGUUUGCUUCCAAUGUUGUGGAAAAAUGCUUAACUUUUGGUGGCCCUGAUGAAAGACAGCUACUGGUGAAUGAGAUGCUAGGUUCAACUGAUGAAAAUGAACCCUUGCAGGCCAUGAUGAAAGAUCCAUUUGGAAAUUAUGUUGUGCAAAAAGUUCUUGAAACCUGUGAUGAUCAGAGUCUUGAAUUGAUUCUUUCCCGCAUCAAGGUUCACUUGAAUGCCCUUAAGAGGUACACUUAUGGUAAACACAUUGUUUCUCGCGUUGAGAAGCUCAUUGCAACUGGAGAGAGGCGCAUAGGAAUGUUAGCCUCAUACUCCUCCUAAGAAGUACCAAGCUAGAACCAUAAAGUCAUGUUUUCUUUGCGAUUCACUCAAAGGCGGUUUUUUGAAGACAAACCUUUUUGUACGGCUAACUUGGAUGGCGAUUUUAGCAAAUUCUAUCAUCCUGGAAAUCCAUUUUCCACUGAAGGUAGUUGUAAAUAAACAUGGAAGUAGCAGGUCUGCAGAAUAAUAUAUUUUGACAAUAAUGUUAACUGCACAUUCAGCUCUCUAUAAAGAUCUGAUGAUGAAGGCUUCACAGCAAUGACCACGUUUUAGGCAGACAAGAUAAGAGGGUGGGCAUUUUAUAUUUGCCUAGGCUUACUGGGAGUAAAUGUAGUGAGGUUUUCAGUCUGUAAAGUGGAAUCAACUGUAAAUGCUUAAUUGCAGUGACACAAGGGGAAGUAGCAAAGUAGUAAGGCCCAUAUUAUGUGAAGUCUUGGAGACUGAAAAGUCUAUAUGUAUAUAUUCAGAAUUUUCUUUCUGAGGUUAACUUAUGUGCAUACCUGCA
Tripterygium wilfordii is the source of this 3836-nucleotide messenger RNA. RefSeq names its product pumilio homolog 4. The transcript is spliced from 11 exons. Gene Ontology annotation, molecular function: mRNA binding. The record is from RefSeq and is a predicted model, not a curated record. Gene Ontology annotation, cellular component: cytoplasm. Gene Ontology annotation, biological process: post-transcriptional regulation of gene expression. NCBI's taxonomy places the organism in Eukaryota, Viridiplantae, Streptophyta, Magnoliopsida, Celastrales, Celastraceae. The coding region runs from base 257 to 3331 and encodes 1024 amino acids.